AUGGAGCAGCACACAUUCCGCCGCCGAGGCCUCGGUCUCCGCGGAAUCGACGCCGAGCGCGUCUCUCCAGGCUACUCUCAACAACAGGCAAAGAAGUGCACCGUUGGACCCUCCCCCCACCGUGCCGGCCGGCACGCCCGCAUCCUCGCCGACGGCAACCUCGCCUACAACGGCGCACACCCAGAUGCUCCCAACCUCUUCCCAAUGUGGGCGAAGUACCGGGGCGGCAUAAUGAUGCAAGUGAGCCAAGACGGCAAGAUCCUCCGCCAAUACAGCGACCCGCUCGCACACCACGACCAAAACCACCUCGACGACAGCACAAUCCUGUACACGACGCUUGAGCCACUCACCAGCGCCGAAGCAGCGCGCGUUCAAGGCGGAAUCCCAUCCACCGAAGCCGCAAACGGCGCCAUCUACGGCGACUGCAUAAAACUCGUCCAGCCCUGGUCAACAAGCACCACCUCCUCCUCCGCAGACUUCGACGGCAGCGGCGGUCAAACCGGCGCCAAGCUCCUCUGGUCAUGGCGCGCAAUCGACCACCUAGAUCCUGCUGUCUUUGCUGCGCAUGAGCACUACACGCGCGAGCACUGGCCACUCAUCAAUAGCGUUUCGUUUGAUUCGGCCGGGGAUAUCAUUGCUUCGUCGAGGAAUGCGUCGAGUGUUUUUGGUAUUAGUCGUGCUACGGGUGUGGUGAAAUGGCAUCUUGGUGCGCCGGUUGUUAGCCAGCAGCAUUGUGCCCAUGAGAUCAAUGAGGUGGGGGAUAUGUUGAUUUUUGAUAAUGGUGUUUUCAGGACUGGGGGUUCGGUUCCGUUUUCGAGGGCGAUUGUUGUUUCAAAGGAAGGGGUUGUUAAGUGGGAGUAUAAGGAUUUUUCCACAGGAGGUUUAGGGUUCUUUACGCCGUUUAUGGGGUCUGCGCAGAAGUUGGUUGGGGGGAAUGUUUUGGUCUGUGAGGCUGCUAGUGGGCGGGUUAUGGAGGUUACUGAAGGGGGUGAGGUUGUUUGGGAGUUUGUUGUGCCGCAGAUGGAAAAUUAUAAGGUUAUGAAGAAAGAGGAGUUGAAGGAGAUGGAGGCGAUUGGGUUUGAUUAUCUUAGCAAUGCCGUGUUUAGGGCUUAUAAGUAUCGUCCUGAGGAGGUGCCUUGGGUUAAAGAAUAG
Molecule: messenger RNA, 1152 nt
Organism: Penicillium verrucosum
Lineage: Eukaryota; Fungi; Ascomycota; Eurotiomycetes; Eurotiales; Aspergillaceae
Exons: 2
Coding region: 1-1152 (383 amino acids)
Source: RefSeq, a predicted model, not a curated record